AUGAAAUUUUCAUUAUUAUUAAUUUCCUUGGCCCUUUUGGGUUCAAGCUUUAGUGUUAAUGGCUUUAAAGUCUCUGGCAAUAAUACUGCUAAUGGUCGUACUUUCAAGUGGAAAUUGUGUGCUAUGGGUAAAACUGAAUUUUGUCCACCAGCACCACCAGUUGAACCCACUCUAACUGAGACAAUAAUACCUACUGAUAUUACUCCAACAUUAACACCAACAUUACCACCGUUGACACCAACACUGACACCAACAACGCCAACAUUAACACCAACAACACCAACAUUGACAAAUACAGAUACUGACCUACCUACCUCUUUGACUACUCCCCCAACAACGGAAACAAGUGAAGCUCCCACCGAUCCUGAUGCUCCUCCUCCUCCUCCUCCACCACCAGCAGCCGAAGCGAGAGCUUUUGAAGUCUUUGAAAAUGAUGAGGAUGAUGAAGAAAAUGCUUUAGAUGAUGAUGAUAUGGAGUCCGAUGUCACAGAUGGCCGUGCUCGUCGUAUUAGACGUCGUAAAAAUCGUCGUAACCGUCGUUUACGUAGACGUAAAGUAAGUCGCAAGAACAAAAAUCGUAAAGCACGCAGAAACCGUAAGAUCCGUCGUCGUAAUCGUCAAAUCAAACGUAAUCGUAAAAUCCAACGUCGCAAUCGUAAGACCCGCAGAAAUCGUCGUCGUGGUAUCCGUGUUGUACGCAGACGUGGCAAGAAGACCGUUGGUUAA
Messenger RNA from Lucilia cuprina (Australian sheep blowfly), 726 nucleotides. Its product is annotated as merozoite surface protein CMZ-8-like. The coding region runs from base 1 to 726 and encodes 241 amino acids. The record is from RefSeq and is a predicted model, not a curated record. Lineage: Eukaryota; Metazoa; Arthropoda; Insecta; Diptera; Calliphoridae. The transcript has a single exon.